This is a messenger RNA of Pristis pectinata (smalltooth sawfish), 819 nucleotides long. RefSeq names its product paired mesoderm homeobox protein 1. Gene Ontology annotation, biological process: regulation of transcription by RNA polymerase II. Lineage: Eukaryota; Metazoa; Chordata; Chondrichthyes; Rhinopristiformes; Pristidae. The coding region runs from base 1 to 819 and encodes 272 amino acids. The transcript is spliced from 3 exons. The record is from RefSeq and is a predicted model, not a curated record. Gene Ontology annotation, molecular function: DNA-binding transcription factor activity, RNA polymerase II-specific; RNA polymerase II transcription regulatory region sequence-specific DNA binding.
AUGUUCCGCCCCGGACACUCGCUGCCCCGGAUUCCAGUCGGGAUCUUCUCCCAGCACGCAGGGCACAUCUGUCCCGUUUUCCCGACCCGAGUUGCCUCUUCUCCGCUGUCGAACGUCCUCCUGCCCCCCGCUCCCAUCUUCAGCUACGGUCUGCUCCAGAGCUGUGUGCCGCCCGACCCCUGCAAGCAAGCGCUUCUGCUCGCCACACAGGCGGCAGGACUGGCCGGCCUCACAGACUACCCCGAUGAGUCGAAGCCGGUAAAGCAGCGGCGAGCACGGGCUAACUACAGCAGCUGGCAGCUGGAGGAGCUGGAGAAAGCAUUCAAGGCAACACAGUAUCCAGACAUCUUCAUGAGAGAGGCCCUGGCACUCAGGUUGGACCUGAUCGAGGCCAGAGUACAGGUUUGGUUCCAGAAUCGCAGGGCUAAGAUGAGGAGACAGUUAAAGGUGCAGGGCAGAUCCUCGGAGAAGAGCAGAGUCCAAGAGGCAAGCAACAGUACAGAGGAGGAGAAAGGCGACCAUCUGAAUAUCAAUGUGGUCAGUGACAAGACGGAGAAAGCCACCUUCCCCUGGCCUGGAUCCCAGGUACAACGAGGGGAGCACCUAGUCGCUCCCCCUUUCCAGGCAGUGGUCCAGGGGAUCAGAGACAAUUCCAGCCCCAGCCCCAGUCCAGAGGAGAUUCGCAGCUGCAGCAUUGCCACACUCCGAGCAAAGGCAAGGGAACACGAGGCCGAGAUACACUGUGGGGCUGCCAAGCUGCUCCCUGUCUCCCCAGAGACUCAGGAGACCAUUGACGAUGCCAAUGACAGUGGUUUGUAA